Molecule: messenger RNA, 1791 nt
Organism: Pseudopodoces humilis (Tibetan ground-tit)
Lineage: Eukaryota; Metazoa; Chordata; Aves; Passeriformes; Paridae
Gene: HIBCH
Product: 3-hydroxyisobutyryl-CoA hydrolase
Biological process (GO): L-valine catabolic process
Cellular component (GO): mitochondrion
Molecular function (GO): 3-hydroxyisobutyryl-CoA hydrolase activity
Source: RefSeq, a predicted model, not a curated record
GCGCCGCGGGCUGUGCCGCUCCGGGGCCGCGGAGCGCUGAGGGAGCGGUGCCGCCAUGGCGGCCCGGGCGCUGCAGGCGCUGCCCAGGCUGAGGGCACUCAACAGACUGCAAGUAAUAUUACAACAUUUGAAAAUGUCUAAGCAAACAGAUUCAACAGCAGAAGUGUUGUUGGAAAAGAAAGGAGGUGCAGGAAUAAUUACUUUGAAUAGACCCAAGGCUCUCAAUGCACUAAAUCUGUCCAUGAUCCAACAAAUUUAUCCUCAAAUAAAGACAUGGGAGAAAGAUCCUGAAACUUUUCUAAUAAUUAUAAAGGGAACUGGAGGAAAAGCUUUUUGUGCUGGGGGUGAUAUCCGAGCCCUCACAGAAGCAGGAAAAGUUGGAGAUAAACUGACACAAGAUUUCUUCAGAGGAGAAUAUAGGCUGAACAAUGCCGUUGGCACCUGCAAGAAACCAUAUGUGGCACUUAUCGAUGGCAUUACGAUGGGAGGGGGAGUUGGUGUCUCAGUCCAUGGACACUUUCGAGUUGCUACAGAAAAGACUGUGUUUGCCAUGCCAGAAACAGCAAUAGGCCUUUUCCCUGAUGUAGGUGGAGGGUAUUUCUUGCCAAGGCUCUCAGGAAAGGUUGGCUAUUACCUCGCACUAACAGGAUGCAGGCUGAAAGGAAGAGAUGUGCUGAAAGUUGGCAUCGCUACGCAUUUUGUAGAAUCUGAAAAGCUACCUGCCUUGGAGAAAGACCUGAUAGCACUGAAAUCUCCUUCAAAAGAAAAAAUCGCAGAUUUAUUGAACUCUUACCACAUGAAGUGCACAAUUGAUCAAGAAAAGGAGUUUGUACUUGAUGAACAUAUGGAGAAGAUUAAGAGCAUUUUUUCAGCAAAUAGUAUGGAAGAAAUUGUUAAAAAGUUAAAGCAAGAUGGUUCUCCUUUUGCCAUGAAGCAGCUAGAGACUAUUAAUAAGAUGUCACCUACAUCUUUAAAGCUGACUCUCAGACAGCUCAGAGAAGGAGCUUCCAUGAGCUUACAAGAGGUACUCCGGAUGGAAUACAGGCUGAGCCAAGCAUGCAUGAAGGGCCAUGACUUCUACGAAGGGGUUCGAGCAGUGCUGAUUGACAAAGACGAGUCCCCUAAAUGGAAGCCAGCUGCUCUAGAAGAAGUCAGCGAUGAAUUUGUGGACAACUGUUUUAAACCACUGGGAAAUGAUGAUCUCAAGCUGUAAAGAUCAAACCUACUGACAUCUUACCUAUCUGCUUGGUUCUGUGGUAUAAAAUUUAAUAGUAAUAUGAUCAGUUUGGACAAGACUUUUUUAGCUAGCCUGAGAUUCCCAAGGCUUUUUUUGUUUUUGCUUUUGUUUCUGGUUUUUUGUUUUGUUUUGUUUUUGCAGUCGGGAACAUUCUCUGUAAUGAGAAAAUAAUUGUAUCUCUGCUUAAUAAUGGGAAAAAUCACUUCCAGGCAAAUUCAUUUUUACUGCUUUACACAGUGAUUAACAUUUAAUUUUUUUUGCAUCAGCUCUUAGUUCAGGAGGAGCCCUUGGGGAAAAGAGCACAGUUAAGGGGUGACCUAAUCAGCAGAAAGUCAAGAGACCUUUUGUGUUCUUGGCUCUGCCACUGGUCUGGUAAAUUUGGAUUGUGCCGCAGGUUCUUCUGCGUACAAUGAAAAUAAAAUAUGGUUAAACCUUUAAUGCAGUCAGAGCUACAAAGGAAAAUGCAAGACAGAAUCCAUGGUGUUAAAUAUCCUUUUAAAUAAAAGCUCAGACUGAUACAGUAUUAGUCUGAGAACAAGAAAUUGUUUUAUUGA